UAUAACGAAUUCGAAGUGUAAUUUAUUCAUGACCAUUUUUACUCUAGAAACAAAGAACAGACACACACAGAGCACGGAUUUGUGGUGUUGGAUUGGAAGGGUGCUGAUCAAGGAGCAACAACAUCAACUAUGGAGCAACUAAUUUCGGAUGUUUCUCACUUCCACCAUACCCCUUAUUAUUGUGAGGAGAAUGUAUAUUUGCUUUGCAAGAAGUUGUGCACUGAUGGGAUAGCCAAUGCUGAAGGAUCUGAUAUUUUUGUUGUUUUCAUUUCCAAUGAAAAGAAGCAGAUCCCACUCUGGAAUCAGAAGGCUAGCCACAGAGCAGAUGGCGUUAUUCUCUGGGAUUAUCAUGUAAUUUGCAUUCAGAUAAAUCAAGGGGGUGGCCCUCCUCAAGUUUGGGAUUUAGAUUCAAGUCUUCCUUUUCCUUCCCCUCUACCUUCAUAUAUAUCUGAAACAAUUCGACCAUCUUUCAAGCUAUUUUCUGAUUUUAAUAGGUUAUUUCGUGUUGUGCAUGCUCCGAUAUUCCUUCGUUGUUUUGCAUCUGACAGAAGACACAUGAAAGAUUCUGAUGGAAACUGGAUGCAAGAACCUCCUCAGCAUGAACCCAUUGUUGCUGAAGACGGAACAGUGCAUAAUCUGAAUGAAUACAUAAACAUAUCUGCUGCAAAUGCUACUACUGAUUUCAGUUCGAUCAAACAUGAACUUUAUACACAGAAACAUGGUGUCGUGAUAAAGGAAAAUCAGCUGGAGGAAUUAUUUUCCCAGAUUGCUUUACAAUAGGUAUAUUAUCCCUAAUCAGUGCUUUGCUUCCGCUGCUUGUACAUAAGUUAGCAUUCAUUUCCCCCUUCCCCCAUUGUUUUUUGGUUCUUUUAAGGAUGCUGGUUAAAUAUUGUUUAUCUUAAAUGGGUAAGCAUGAAAAUGUUUAUGUUGUA
This is a messenger RNA of Arachis duranensis, 932 nucleotides long. Its product is annotated as protein N-terminal glutamine amidohydrolase. The record is from RefSeq and is a predicted model, not a curated record. The transcript has 6 exons. The coding region runs from base 130 to 780 and encodes 216 amino acids. Gene Ontology annotation, cellular component: nucleus; cytosol. NCBI's taxonomy places the organism in Eukaryota, Viridiplantae, Streptophyta, Magnoliopsida, Fabales, Fabaceae. Gene Ontology annotation, molecular function: protein-N-terminal glutamine amidohydrolase activity; protein-N-terminal asparagine amidohydrolase activity.